Messenger RNA from Pimephales promelas (fathead minnow), 3400 nucleotides. RefSeq names its product Cdc50 family member C (gene cdc50c). The record is from RefSeq and is a predicted model, not a curated record. Gene Ontology annotation, biological process: phospholipid translocation. NCBI's taxonomy places the organism in Eukaryota, Metazoa, Chordata, Actinopteri, Cypriniformes, Leuciscidae. Gene Ontology annotation, cellular component: Golgi apparatus; plasma membrane; endoplasmic reticulum.
GAGAACUGCUCUGUGUGUAUAAGGUGGGGUGGUUCAUGGUUGAAGUUAAUAAGUAACAGUCACUUAAGGUUCAAAGGUUCAGUCAUACUGGGAACUGAGAAAAUUUGCUCUGGUGGCAGUUAAAGAAAACACUUUCUUAUUUGAAACUGUGUCAUUAUUACUAUUUUUGUGAAGUUGUAGAGAAUCUGAGAUGGGAAAGAAGCAGGCUGCUACAGGGCCAUUGUCGAGGCGCCCGGAUAACUCCGCAUUUAAACAGCAGAGGUUACCCGCCUGGUCUCCAUCUCUCACGGCACAGACCGUGCUGCCAACUUUCUACAUCAUCUCUCUCGUGUGCUUGUUUCUAGGCGUCUGGCUCCUCAUCACUGUUCAGAAAACACACGAACUGAAGGUGGAUUACACUAAUGCUGGAACAUGUCAACAGUGCUUCGAGAUGCGGAAGCAUGCCAUCCACACCAGAACGGCCUGCACAUGCUCAGUCAGCUUCUACAUUCCCAAAAACUUUUCGGGCGAUGUAUUCUUUUACUACGGUCUGAGGAACUUUCAUCAGAAUCUGCGGAGGUACAUGGACUCCCGUGAUGAUGCACAGAUGGUGGGGAGGAAGAAAAACCUGAAGGCACCGAGUUCGUACUGCGCUCCGUUCGAUUACGAUGCAAAUAGAGCACUACCCAUUGCCCCAUGUGGUGCUGUGGCCAACAGCAUGUUCAACGAUUCAUUAACAGUGUUCUAUUAUCCAACGAAUGAGCCAGGAGGAGGCCUACCAGUUCCACUCUACAGGAAGGGUAUCGCUUGGUACACGGACAAAAAUGUCAAGUUCCGUAACCCUCCGACCAACAACACAUUCACACUCCGACAAGCCUUUGAAGGCACGAUUCGGCCCUUAUACUGGCAGCGUCCGGUUUAUGAGCUGGAUGACACAGACUCCAACAACAAUGGCUUCAUAAAUGACGACCUGAUUGUUUGGAUGAGAGAGGCGGCCUUCCCUAAUUUCAAAAAGCUUUAUGGGGUUCUCAAUCGUGCUCAAGGGCCUUUCAAACAAGGCCUACCCAGUGGCAACUACAGCCUCUCAAUAAUUUACAAUUUUCCUGUCGAGCCCUUUCAAGGUCAGAAGGAGCUGGUGAUCUCCAUGGUGACCUGGUUUGGUGGGCAGAAUUACUUCUUGCCCAUUGCGUACCUGGUGACUGGUGGAAUGAUCUUGGUGGCAGCUAUUGUACUCACAGUGGUGUUUGUGAAAGUGGGCAAAGAGGGCAAGAACAUGGAGGAAUAAGCCAAAGAACGAAGGAAAUGUAUACCAGAAAAGAAUGACAAACAUUGCCCAUAAAAGUCAUUAUAGGCACAUUGGAAGCAAUUGAAGUGUACAUAUGCAUUGUACAUAUCAUCCUCUCUAAUUAUGAGGGAAAAAAAAAAAAAAACUAAUUGUGUCCAAAACCCAUUUUGUAUGGUUUAAUAAUAAUAUUAAUAGUUUCAAAUACAGUGGCAUUCAAAAACACACAUCGGAGAAAAAAAAAAAAAAAAAAAUAGAGAUUAAGUGAGUGAUCUGUGCAAAAUUUUCAAUUAAACUUUUCAUGCAAGUUGUAAUGGUUAUAAUUGAAUCAAAUUAAUCUAUAUUAAGGUUGAAAAUUGCAAAAUACAAACAUUUUUGCAAGUGGAUUUUUGAACCUCACUGUAUUAAUUUGAUGAAAUGUAAAAACUGGCUUGUAUUUCCAGACAGGAAAUGAGUAAUGGAUAAUUAUAAUUUCCAGCUGUCUAAAAUCAUUGCACUGAGCUUCACAUCUGACAUAAUCUAAGUUUGGAAUAGCAUACUACUAACUUCUCUAUGCUUUAUAUAAUGACUAUAUUGUGCGUAGUAUGCACAUUUACUUUCUAGGUAAAUAUUGUGAGGCAUGUGAGUACAUGCAUGUCUCACAAUAUUUGUAAAAGUGCAGUUUACAAAAAGGACACUUGACUUGAUUUUCCAUUUCCAGUGUGAUUAAUUGACCAAAAAAAGCAUAAUGUUUUACAUACUAUUAAAAAAGGGAUACAGUACCAUAGUACAGUACGUACGUGAUGAGUAUACUCAGUAUAUCAGGAAACUAGCAGCAGGGGGCGUCUGUGACAACACGAAAUGCCUUAUAUGUCAACACGCGAUAACAAACCAGCUGAGUUUUCUCAACACUUGUUAUAAUACAGCAUAUAAUAUGUUAUUUUUUAAUAAGAAUGACUCAAUUUAUUAGAAUGCAUUUGGCGUAUAUAUUUAUACACUCCAAAUAGUUUACAAAGUAACUUUUUUUGUCAGUAUGAAAGUUGGGCACGCAUUCGUCAUUCAGUCAGUCGCUAAUAUUUGCAUCACAUGAGCUUUGUAAUAAGGGUUUUCGAAGUGUUUUAUAAUUAUUACAUAUGCAUUUUGACGACUUAUUAAUUGAGGGAUUACAUGGAAUAUUCUUUUAAAUUAAUUUGUUAUAAAGAACUACAAAAUAGUAGUACUUCGUACUUCCACUCAACUGUUCGCUUCUGUACUGCUGUAGUUCGGACUUGCCAAGUUCGACUCAGGAGAACUCCAGAGUACGAGAGGCGAUUCAUCAAUUCAGCAGUCAAAAUUAAUGUCUUGUAAUAACAUUUUAUUUUUUAAUAAAACUUAAAUUUAAAAAUUUUAAAUUGUUUUUCUAUACAAUCAAUCUACAGUACCAAAUCAUCAUUUAGAGACAGAUGUACACAGUGUACGGCAGACAAACAUGAACACACACAGGCUUGUGGAUACAGUGCACAGAAACACAUUACAUACAACUCUGAUAAGAUUUCAAAAACUAUAAGCAAACAUGCACAAACACGACUGAAUCUGGUAUACUUUUAAACUCACAAAUACAUUGAAACACACAUACAUGUCCAUUGUGCCACCACGGUGGACAUUUCAUUGAUUUAAGCCAGUAAACUAAUGCAAGUACCGAAAUAUGACUUGUCAGAUAUCGUAGUAAAUGACAAACGUAACAGUGUACAAAUCUGAGUUCGAAAAUGCAACAUCCUGGUCUCCAAAAUCCAUACCGUGAGGCAACGUUUGGUCUGAUAACAUUAAAUCAAAUGGAUAAUAUGUUUGGACCGAUUAUCCAUUAAGUUGUUUGGUCUAUAUAUAUAAAGACAAAUUGGCACAGAGUGAAUAGGCAAGAAUGUCGGCAUCCUGUAUCUUGCUAUUUAAUCUUUGACCACUAAAGGGUCACCUUUCGUAAAGGAUUCACUAGGACAGUGUAACCGGGAAAGCAGUGCAUGCUUGGUAGCGUAAACUUGACCUGUUAGUGGUUUGGGAAUAAUAAAACAAGACACAUCAGCAGGAAAAAUGGAUCUCUGCAUGGCACAGUUUUUCACGUGCAUGACUACAGAAAAGAUUACAUCUGCAUAAAUGUGUAUGCGCAGUCAUGCACAGAGAACUUUU